UCUCCCCCACACCUCAUUAGGACCUGUUUUCAUAAACAGACUAACUUUAUUGGGCUGAACUGUCCUCAUGGGGACCAAAAUCUGGUCCUAAUGCGAUAGAGUAUCAUUUCUGUGGUCCUGGUUAGGGCUUGGGGUAAGGUGUGAAUUUAUGAUUGAGUUUGGUAUACACUGGUAAUGAUUAAGGUUAGGGUUUGGGUAAGACUUCCUGUAUGGAAGUAAAAGCAAUGCCCAAAUAAGGAUAGCUGUGCAAUCUUGUGUGUGUGUGUGUGAGAGAGAGAGAGAGAGAGAGGUCAUGUUUCCUGUGCUGUGGGGUGGGGAUUUAUCAAAUACUUAAAGCACAGCAACAGCUCCAAACCUUCCUGUAACAGUGAGAGUGUAACAUCAACAGGUCACUCAACCCUUUAAUGAGCCAUGCAUCCCAAUGAUUCUACCACGUCUGAUUAUGGUGACUAUAUUUUUCCUGAGACAUUAAUUCCUGAGAUUCAACCCAUCCAAAUAGCUGCUCUUGUCUUCUAUGGCCUUGUGGCCCUGCUAGGAAUUCCUGGUAAUGCCCUGGUGGUGUGUGUAACAGGGUUUUGCAUGCGCCGCUCUGUCACCUCCAUCUGGUUCCUCAACCUUGCACUGGCUGAUCUGCUGUGCUGCCUUUCCAUCCCUCUGCUCAUGGUCCCCCUGGCCCAUGAUGACCACUGGCACUUUGGCCCCCUGGCAUGCAAGUUGGUCAAAGGGCUGUUCUACCUGGUGAUGUACUGCAGUAUCCUGCAGUUGGUUUUGAUCAGUGUGGAUCGCUUGAUGCUGGUCAUCAAACCCGUUUGGUGUCAGAACAAGAGGCAACCCAGACAAGCUGUCUUUGCAUGUGUGUGUGUGUGGUGUAUGGCUCUGAUAGGCAGUAUCCCACAGUUUUUCUUUGCCCAUGAAAUCUCGUCAGGUGAGAAGAGAGAGUGCGUCAUGGGGUACACAUCAAAGAGCGUCUGGCCUGUCCUCUUCUUUCGCUUGCUGAUGGGAUUUAUCCUCCCUUUCCUGGUUAUUGUCUACUGUCACCUUGUGGUGUACAGAAGAACCCAGAGAGGACUGUCACGUGGUCGGACACGCUCCAAACGAACCCUGAGGAUCAUCAUCGCUGUGGUGCUGAGCUUUUUCUUGUGCUGGCUCCCUCUGCACAUCAUGGAUUUCAUCGAUUUGAAGACCCCUCGAAGCUCGCCUCACAAACCAAAGGUUUACCAUGCGCAUGUGUUAGCACUCUGUCUGGCGUAUUUCAACAGCUGUCUCAACCCUCUGCUCUAUGUGUGUCUGGGCCGUGGCUUCAAAGACAGCAUGAGUCGCUCCGUGCGCAACAUAUUCCACUUCAUCAGCGAGGACCCAACCAGCAGGGCAACCAUCACUAACGACACCAAAAGCACAAGCAAUACAAAGGAGAUGACCAAAAUCUGAUGGUGUACUGACUUUUUUUUUUUAUACAAUUUUUUUUCUUGCUGCAGAAAUUUGUUAGAAAACAUUGGUUUAAAUUUUGCACUGAACUAACGUGGCACAGAACAUAAAACUGGAAUAUUUCUGCAGAAUGACCUGGGUUGGUUUAUGUGACAAUCCUAGGACUAUAUUGCAAAUCAGGAACUAUUGCUCAAUCUGCAAAGCUCCAAACAUUCAGAUCUCAUGGAAGCAGGCUAGAAUUUAUGCUUCUGUUUUUUUAAACACUAUAUAUAUUAUAUAUAAUUAUAUAUAUAUAUA
Messenger RNA from Melanotaenia boesemani (Boeseman's rainbowfish), 1722 nucleotides. RefSeq names its product C5a anaphylatoxin chemotactic receptor 1 (gene c5ar1). Gene Ontology annotation, biological process: inflammatory response; chemotaxis; positive regulation of cytosolic calcium ion concentration. The coding region runs from base 412 to 1428 and encodes 338 amino acids. The record is from RefSeq and is a predicted model, not a curated record. Gene Ontology annotation, molecular function: G protein-coupled receptor activity; complement receptor activity. The transcript has 2 exons. NCBI's taxonomy places the organism in Eukaryota, Metazoa, Chordata, Actinopteri, Atheriniformes, Melanotaeniidae. Gene Ontology annotation, cellular component: plasma membrane.